Molecule: messenger RNA, 948 nt
Organism: Darwinula stevensoni
Lineage: Eukaryota; Metazoa; Arthropoda; Ostracoda; Podocopida; Darwinulidae
Source: the annotation of a GenBank genome assembly
AUGAUAAACCCGCCGAGGUCAAAAUCCGGCAACCCUGCUCGUCCGCCACUGGCAGAAGGGAUGGCGGUGCCCAGCGGUGAGCUGUCCUUCCCCGUCUGGGGGUUGUUGCCCAAGAAGGAAACAGGUGUCACGGGCUUUCUGGAGAAGUUCCCGACUUACGACGGGCGGGGGACCAUCAUAGCGAUAUUCGAUUCGGGGGUUGACCCUGGCGCUCCUGGCUUGCAGGUGACUAGUGAUGGGAAGCCAAAGGUCAUAGAUCGCAUCGACUGCAGCGGUGCCGGGGAUGUCGACACGCACACGAUCGUGAAAGUAGAUGCAGACGGAUGCAUAACAGGAUUGUCUGGAAGGAAGCUCAAGAUUCCUAAAGAAUGGAAGAAUCCGAGUGGAGAAUACCACAUUGGUCUCAAAAAUGCCGAAGAUCUGUACCCUCGAUCAAGCAAGGUGAAGGAUAGAAUCUUGAAGAAGAAGAAAGUGAAACUCUGGGAUCCAUUGCACAAGAGCCUAGUUGCAGAUGUCCUCAAAGAUAUCCAGGAGUUUGAGAAGAAGAAUCCUCAUCCUGAAGGGCAGCAGAAAUUGCAGAGAGAGGAAUUAGAUGCCAGACUUGAGUUGUUGAAUCAGUUAGAAAAGUCCAACCCCCUUGCUCCCCCCGUCUAUGACUGCAUCACCUUCUUUGAUGGAGACAUUUGGAGAGCCUGUAUCGACACAACAGAAACUGGAGACCUGGACAAGUGCAAGGUGCUGGGUCAAUAUCGGGAGACGUUGGAGUAUGGAACCUUGACCUCGCUUGAUCAAGAGUUUGAGAAGAAGAAUCCUCAUCCUGAAGGGCAGCAGAAAUUGCAGAGAGAGGAAUUAGAUGCCAGACUUGAGUUGUUGAAUCAGUUAGAAAAGUCCAACCCCCUUGCUCCCCCCGUCUAUGACUGCAUCACCUUCUUUGAUGGAGACAUUUGG